AUGGAUGAAUUUAAUUCGAUUAAAAUAAUAUUUCAACAACAACAACAACAACAAUUAAUAAAUUUACGACGUGCAGUAUUGUUUGCUGUAAUUUUAGCCGUAAUUGCAACAUUAAUUUGCAUAUUUUCAAUACCAUUAUUCUAUAAUUACUUGCAAUACAUGCAUUCAAGCAUGCAAAAUGAAAUUGAUUUUUGCAAGCAACGAAGUCAAAAUAUUUGGAAAGAAAUAUUAAAAACACAAAUUUUAGUUGGAGGUCAAAGACAUAAAAGAUUGGCUAGUUUUGUUGGUACCAUACCUAAUUAUUCGUAUUUGAAUCAACAAAUGUCAUCAACAAAGCAAAGUGUAUGCUGUGGAUGCGGUGUGUCACCAGUAGGACCUAGAGGUUUACCUGGUCCGGAUGGACAGAGCGGUCCGGACGGAUUACCCGGACAACCAGGCAGAAAUGGACUGAAUGCACCGCCGCCGAAACAACCAGAACGUAUUGUUUUCUGUUUUGAGUGUGAAAAAAGUGAACCUGGUCCUCCGGGAGAACCAGGUCGGAAAGGACUAGUUGGUAAGCCAGGUUUGCCAGGUCGUGAUGGAUAUCCAGGUUUACCUGGGCAACCUGGUAGACAAGGACCGAUGGGACCACCAGGUCCACCUGGUAAACCAGGUAGGAAUGGAGCAGAAGGACCACCCGGAAAUCCAGGUUGUGAUGGAGCUCCUGGUCUAGCUGGAGCAACAGGUGAACCAGGUAUUCGAGGACCGCAAGGAUCAAUCGGACAGUGUGACCAUUGUCCACUACCAAGAGUAGCUAUAGGAUAUUAA
Molecule: messenger RNA, 807 nt
Organism: Brugia pahangi
Lineage: Eukaryota; Metazoa; Nematoda; Chromadorea; Rhabditida; Onchocercidae
Source: the annotation of a GenBank genome assembly